Zootermopsis nevadensis is the source of this 5945-nucleotide messenger RNA. RefSeq lists its product as uncharacterized. NCBI's taxonomy places the organism in Eukaryota, Metazoa, Arthropoda, Insecta, Blattodea, Termopsidae. The record is from RefSeq and is a predicted model, not a curated record. Gene Ontology annotation, biological process: sensory perception of sound.
UCUCCAAGUGGAACACAAACACGCGCGCGGUUGGAACCCAGUUGCCGCGACCGGUUGCUCUCCUGCUACCUCGAAAACAACUUUUUCUCUUCUCGUUUGCCGUCCGGCAAAAGACCUCUCUUCUGGUCGAAGUCAGUAGUGCACUUUGUUCCAAAGUGCUUCGGCGGCGAAGGACUGAAGAUUCCGUCUAUUAUUUCACAACUGUUCCCAAACGGGUGGGGAGUAAAUACCAUUUUUGCGUGGCCCAAGAUAGUACGACUGACGUUAUAGAAAAAUGUUUUUUAUAAUGUUAGUGAAAAGUGACUUAAGAGUGUUGUGAAGUGAUAAGAAAGUGACUUGCAAGCGUUAACAUUCAACACGGAGAGUAAAUUAAAGAGUUUUUCUCCAUAUAAUAAUUAUUGUGCAUUAAGUAAAAGAUAACAUAACAGAACGGGCUGUAAUUUAAAUAAUUAUCAGCUGUGAUAACUUUAUCGCUUUUAAGUUCAGUGUUUAUCUGAAGCAUGGAAGAUCUGCUAUCUUGAUGUCUGUUCGCCGUAGCACUAUACCUAGAAGUGAUUAGCAGAAUGCUUUAAACGUGUUAUUCUAACUGUUUCGUAGAGCUGUACAAACAUUAUCUGUAACUGGGACUACAGUAAUUCUGAAGACGUAAAAAUGGAUGACGCCUGUGAUAGGUCGAGCACUCCCCCACCACUCCCUCCGAAGACAAGAAAGAGCAUUAGUAACAGUGGUGUAAUUACAAAUAACCAAGUCAUAAAGACACAAGUAACACCUCAGUCAGCAAUAACAACGGUAUUUAGCGCAAUACAAACAGAAGACGCAUCUGUGACGCACCAAAGUGAUAUUCUCAGCUUUACAUUUCCAGAGGCACGAUCUCUCAAACCGUUGACCGAACAGACGCCUCCUCCUUCACCUCACAAUAUCACCAAUGGUAACCAUCACGUGGUCAAGAUUCGUAUCAGUCCAGGAGACGAUGCAAUCACGAGUACUGCACAAUAUCCGACAAGUUUACAGCAAUACCCGUCGCUGUGUGGUAAACCUCCGGUCUCGUCCUUAAGCAAAGCAGAGCCUCAGUCAUUGAACUUCCACCCGUCACACUACACGUCUACCCCUACAGAAGGGUGCAUCAGGAUCAACGUGAGUAGUAAUGACGCAGAACAUCAGCAACACGAGGAAAUAGUACGUCGCUCCACUACAUCUAUCCCUGGAAAUUUUUUGAAGACGUCUUCGCCAGAACGUGCCAAUCCCUAUUUCUUUUAUGGCUCCUACUCUUCAAACGGGAUGGUGGUUUCCAGUGGCCAGUCCUCACCAAGUGAUACUCUAGACAGUGGUACCUGCAGCGACUUGGAUGGCAGCACCCCUCCGCCUCUGCCCAAGAAAAAAUCUGUGACGGCGACAAAAGCCACCGUUACUGUCACCGUAAACGGGGGUGGUCAUCGGCGUACAGGCAGUCUCACAAGCAGUGGUGCAGAAGUUGACAGUGAUGACGAGGGAAGCAAUAUCAGCUGUGAUUCCCUUAACAGCAACGAACUAAAUGGGGAAACACCCGUUGUUGAGGACGCCAGAAAUAACAUUAAAGGUAUUCAAGAAACCAGCAAGGUAAAGCCCCUUACGGAAGGUACGGUAACAGAGAAGAAGGUGAAGCCAUUAACACCCCCCACGCCUCCAAGAUCGAAUAUUCCACCUGUUGAACAUUCACUUCCACAAGGGCUCCUCCAGGACAUCAGAGCCCGUACAGCCAAGCUGACCAUCGUUCCCUCACCCUGCAGUACCCUCACCAGAAAGACUAGAACCUGGGCAGAUGAACUGUCGUCAAAAUCUAAACAGCACAGCGAACUGAAGAAUGCAAAAGAUUUCAACAACACCAAGUUAAAUGGCUCCGUAUUCAAGUACCAGGAUAUCUCCCCUGUAUCUACCCUUUCCACUUCCUCAGAUGACCAGUCCAAGAGAUCCAUUGUGGAGGAAAAGACGUAUGAAGAACGACAGAAGGCAACAGCUGAGAAACAACAAGCGUCAUCUAGUAAAAUAUUUAGCAACGGUGAAUUUUUUGACACCGAUCGAUUCUAUACUUUUCACCUCAAUGAACACGUCGCUGACAGUAAAGACCCCGUUCAGGAGAAGGGUAUCGAGAACGAAGAAACAUUCGCGGGGUACAGGGAUCUACUGCAGGGAAAGGAGUCGACGUCCACCAUCCGCAGUGCCAAGGGGACAGUGCGUGGUGUCAAGAACCGAGUCAGGGCGGGAAUAGCAACCUUCCUGCAGCUGCACGACACCAAGAACUACAAGAAGGAGGAGGCCGGUAAAGUAGUAGUCUACACGACUACAAUGGGGGUUGUGCGAGAAACAUUCCAGGACUGCGUGCUUGUCAAGAAGAUUCUCCGUAACUUGAUGGUGAAGUAUGAGGAACGUGACGUCUUCAUGAGCAGAGAAACACAGACAGAGAUUCGUGAACGCAUGGGCAGUGACGCCAUUAUUGUGCCCCAGAUCUUUCUAGAGGGUCAGCACAUUGGGAAUGCAGAAACAAUUGAAAAACUGAACGAGUCUGGCGAACUAAGAAGGAUACUGAAGCCAUUUAAAAGCCCUGACGCGUGUUCUACCUGCAAAGUCUGUGGAGGACAUCGCCUUCUGCCCUGCUCCAUUUGCAACGGCUCCAAGAAAUCAGUACAUCGCAACGACUUCACAGCAGAAUUCGUGGCGCUGAAGUGUAUGCACUGCGAUGAAGUAGGCCUUGUCCGCUGCUAUGCUUGCUAGCACCGGCUGCCUAUACGUGAGGACAGGCCUCUCUUCAUAUUUGUCAUGAUAUUUUCUACAAAUGGAUACUCGUCAAUGGUUUGUGUCUUAAACAGGCGUAUACAAAGAAUUUGACCAAGUUUUGAAACAGAGAAUAUUAACGUUUAGUAGGGGUCUGGUAGCAUUGUGAUAUCAGCACAGACUGAUCUACCGACACUUACCCUUUUCGAUCGAUAUAAUCUCGCUGAUCAAUGCAUACAUGACAUUUCUGAUAUUAUGCACCUGAAUAUUAUAAUCCUAUGUCAACAAUAUGAACAUCUGUUACACCUAGCAAAAAAUCUUUUUAAUGUAACAAGAUGUAAUCGUGAUAUAUCUGAUGGAUAUAUUAGAUAAACGGAUUCAAAUGUCUGAUUAGCUGUAUGUAUCAUCCGGUUAGGUUCCCAUCGUAUUUGGUAACUCUUACAUUGUUUAAGAAGGAAAAUUUUAAGCAUUACACAUGUUGGAAUUACAUGAAAAUGGCAGUAUUUCAAAAACUUGCACAUAUGCUAAACUCAGCAUCAAAAUCAGAAUAGCUGUUUGGCCACGCUUUUAAAAAAAAUAUCUGGAAUGAAUGUCAGAUAAGCUGCCAUACCUGAUAACAGGAAGAUGAGUUAUCGGAUGCUGACGAUUCCGCAAGGACAGAUGAUAUCUACCGCGCUUUGCGACAAAAAUUAACUUUUGAAUAUAUUCUACUGAUUUAAUUGUUGCGUAUGUAAAAAAAUGAGUAGCGGGAAUUGUAUUAUAAUAUUGUGGUAAGUCGUCGCGAUUCGAAAAUAUUAUUAUCUUCUCUGACUUUAUCUGUAGUUUAAAUGCCAGUUAAUCGUUGUGUAUCUUGUAUUAAAGAUAGCACAUUGUAACUGCUACAUACGAUACAUACCACCUAAAUUCUUUAAAUGUACGUGAUAUUACUAGGUUGUACAUUAGGUUUAUCAAAGAGAACGCAAUUUGAAUAGAUUAUAAGGCACGUCCUUCAAAUACGAAAGCAAUAAUAAGCAUUGUUACAAACAGCCUGUUAAUCCCAAGCAAUGCAGUAUAAACAGGAACAUUAUUGGCAUCCAUGAAUAUCAGUCUCUGAUAUUUAUGCAUAAUACUAAGUUAGGCAAUCUAAGUAACAUGCUACCCGUAGCCUUACAGACGUAAAUAAUCCUAUGUUAGUUGCAAUUAAUUAGAAUACCAGUUACUUUAUACUUAGAAUUUAUAAAACUUUUGUCGUUAAUAACCGAAGUCCGUGUUGGCCAUUCUUACAGUAGUUUUGUAUAUCACAUAUAGGUAAUAUAAGACUUCAAAGAACAAUUAUAAAGGUUCUAACGAUAGCGUAUUGCAAUUAGUACAGCAAGUUUUUUAAUCCAUACAUUGUCCUAUAUUCUACAAAAAUAAAACUGUUUCGGGAGCUGGAUCUGCUUCCGACUUCAGGGGGGACGUACCUACACAGGCAGGUCGAUUAGAGGGAACUAAUCCCCACCAAUGAACAUCAAAGAUAUCGAAAUAAUGUUAAAGUACAAUAAAUAAUAUGUAUUAGAAACCGCAAACAUUAAUAAACACUAUACAAUAUACAUAUAUGUUACUUAUCACGUUAUACUUGUUUAACUAUUGUCACUAUCAAGGGACACUGUUAUGUUUUUUUAAAUAAUGAUACAUAUUACUGUACACGGAAAGUAAUACCUACUUUAAACCGCUUAGAUAUACUGCCGUGAAGUUUUGAAGGAAGUGAUUUCCCUUGCUCAAAUCUUAUACGUUUCUUGUAUAUAGUUAAGAUACUGUUUGUGACUCUCCCGCGUGACUGAACGAGCUCUCAUUGAUGAUGCUAUGAAGCAUAAUACUCUAUUUUACAAGUGCCGCUACAAUUAGGCAGCUUUAGAUGUACUUCUAAAGGAGAUAGGGGUACGAAAGGAGGUGAGGUAUGUACAUAUGAAAGAAAUUAUUCUCAGUUAAAUUUAAACGGGAUUUCCAUUAUAUAAUUAAAGGCUAGUAUAAAAACGUUCACAGUUACGUGGUUGGUAAAAGAGAAAUGCGUACGCACUGGGAAGAGAUAAGCGAAGUCUUUGUCUCUCGUGUCUUUCUCAAUGUGAUACUUGUUUCGUUCUUGUUGGGCGGACAUUGUAUAACAUGUCGUCAAAUUUGCCAAGAAAUUGACUGUGAGUUUUUUUUACAAGUAAGACAUGUCUUACCGCCAUCGUAAAAAUAAUUAAUUUUAUACACACACUUUCAACUUCACCUGCAUUCCGGUACUUCUAAUUAUGAAAUCCAACUAGUACAAAAGGCAAAUUUGUAUGUAGCGAAAUUCAAAUUAUCUACAGCGAAGCUCUGUUAUAAAGAUGUACUUUUCGAGCGGUAAAAAUGUGGAUCCUGGACUUCUGGGAUACGAAGCCGUGUUCUCUUGUAAGUGGUUACCAACGGUUCCGAGAAGUGUAUUAUUUCCAUCGUCGGGGCAAAAGUCCAGUCGGUACAUGAAUCGGUUUUUGCAUGAGGAUACUGGCCAAUGAGAAUCGAGAAAUACGUAAGAGGAUAAAAACUCCCUGAUAAGGGUACUUCUAAGAAUUGCUACUCUCCUCUUUCGCCCAUAUUUUCAGCUUUCUCCCUGUUUCUACACAAUUAAUAGUGACAGACGUAUUUCUUCGAAAUGAUGGUAACCACCUACAAGACCACACUAUACGACAUCAUAGCCUAAAACACCACAAGUCGUGUUACUUUGUCAAAUUUGAGUGUCUACACAACUUUGCCCUGAAUGCAGAUUCAUCUCGAUUAAAAAAAUUAACUUUAAUGUUAUGUUUAUAGUAAUGUUUCUCCUAUAACAGAAUUACUGCUUGAUCAAUUUAUGGAAAUACUCGCUGUGUUCUCAACCCUGUCACUUUCGUGAUGGUGGAAUUAAGUUUACUUUGACAGUUACAUUUUUCCUCCAACUGUAUUCUUACCAAACAUAGUUUAGGAUCAAUAAAUCCUUUACAGUAUUUCCUGACUUGGUCCAGCAGUAAUCAUUCAUUGUCGAAAGUACGUAACUAACUGUAGCUUAAAGCAGAACUUCAAUAAUUAAAUACUUAGUUUUAAGUUUCACUUAUACGAGGCUCGUCCACAAAGUAAGUUUCCCUGGGGCCGUUUACAGAAACAAAACACAAUUUCAUGGAAAUAUUUAUUGCAACAGAUACAGCAAGUGUCCAGCUAUUUUUCAACAGAUUCGCCAC